Molecule: messenger RNA, 2087 nt
Organism: Ctenocephalides felis (cat flea)
Lineage: Eukaryota; Metazoa; Arthropoda; Insecta; Siphonaptera; Pulicidae
Product: nucleolar protein 9
Exons: 7
Coding region: 269-2035 (588 amino acids)
Biological process (GO): ribosomal small subunit export from nucleus; endonucleolytic cleavage in ITS1 to separate SSU-rRNA from 5.8S rRNA and LSU-rRNA from tricistronic rRNA transcript (SSU-rRNA, 5.8S rRNA, LSU-rRNA); endonucleolytic cleavage in 5'-ETS of tricistronic rRNA transcript (SSU-rRNA, 5.8S rRNA, LSU-rRNA)
Cellular component (GO): nucleolus; preribosome, small subunit precursor; 90S preribosome
Molecular function (GO): RNA binding
Source: RefSeq, a predicted model, not a curated record
UAUGAAAAUACUUUAAUAUAUAUUUUAUUUAAGCAAAUAUUAAAAUAACACAAUUGACGAGUUUUGUUAAAAAAUAUAUAUAGUUUUAUUUAUUUAUUUUUGAAUGUUGUUUGGUUGUUGCUAAAUAAUGGGCUGAUUUUGACAGUUCGACAAACGUACCCACAUGUUCAUCAGCUUUAUAUUUAGGGUUACAUUUUACAAAACAUAAUUUAUCGAAAGAAAAACAUUAUUGUUUAUUUUCAUUAGUGGAAAUAGUUUGACAGACGUAAUGGCAGAAUCACAAUCACAAGAAGAUAAGAGAAAAAAAAGAAAAAGAGGUAAAUCAGUGUUAAUGAAUGCAAGACGUUAUGGAAAGCAAGGAAAAUUUGGUAGAGGAUCACAUUUAGAUGAAGAUGUAUACCAGUAUUUUGUUAGAGUUUUAGAACUUCUAAAAGCAGGCUUUGAAAAUGCUGAGGAAAAGCAGUGCCUAGUCAAUAAUGUAUUUGAAGAAAUUAAAGGCAAUGAAAUCCAUUAUUCAUACAAUCAGAUUGGAUGUAGAGUUAUAGAAAGCAUACUGCCAGAUGCAGAACCAGAAAAUUUAGAACACAUGAUGACUUGUAUGUCAGAUGACUUACGUAAAAUAUCCUGUGAUAGAUUUGCUAGUUAUAUUUUGCAAAAGUUAGUAGAUGUAUGCUCAAACAGAUCUGCAAUAAAACCUGAAGAAAAUGCUAAAACAUACUCUUCAGAACAUGUAGAAAAAUGCAACCUUUUUACUAUUAAAAUAAGUAAAUAUUUACUCAAUAAUAUGGAAGACUUCAUAUGGGAUAAUUUUGCAAACAGAAUUACCCGACAGUGCAUUAUGAGUUUAGCAGGAAUGAAACCUGUUGAAGACAAAAGUAGAUAUAAAAAAGAAAUGUAUACAUUUUCUGAUGUUCGUUCAGAGUGGCAUGAAAUUGUUGAAGAUUACGUACAGAGGUUGUUGAGAUGGCCACAGCUAAAUGAUUUUGCAUAUUCAGAAUUAACAUCAGGUUUUCUACAAAUUGUGAUAUUUGCAAUAAAAGAUAGGCAACCAAAAUUACAAAAACAGCUGAUAAAAUAUUUGGUUAAGGAAAGUUUUAUCAAAAAAGAAAACGCCGAAGCAAAUGCCGAAGAUAAUUAUGGUCCUCCAGUAUUUGAUUCAGAACCUGCAACAAGAUUACUAGAGUGUAUAUUAAAUGCUUCCAAUGACAAACUCUUUCAGUAUAUCUACAAAAAAUGUUUUGUAGGAAACUUGAGGGCACUAAGUUUAAAGAAAUCCAGUAACUUUGCUGUACAGAAUUUGCUCAAUAAUUGUAAUGAUAAAGAUAUUCUCGAGUCUAUUUUUGUUGAAUUAUCAGAAUCAUUUAAAGAUAUUUUAGCUACGGGACAUACUGGAGUCUUGCUUUCAAUAACUAAAGCUUGCAGGAGAUUGGGCACUCAACAAGCAAAACUUAUUAAUGUUUUCUCUAAUAUGCUGGAAUGUAAUGAUGAUAAAACAUCAUACAAAUUUGCACCUCUGAUAAUUCAACUAUUACCUUUACCACGAGCUGAAGAAGUAAAUACUUUUGUAAUAAACAUUCAUGGAUCUUUUAUAAUACAGGAAAUGUUGCUGUUUAAUAAACCAAUCAAAGUUGUAAAUAGUUUAAUGGCAAUGAGCCCUAACGAUCUCUUAAAAUUAUUUUGUGAUCCUAAAGGCAGCCAUAUAGCAGAUGUAUUUUUCCAAAGUCAGUAUAUAGGAGAAAAAAGCCGUGAGAAAAUGUGCAGAAUAUUAAAGGGGACCUUCUCUGACUUGGCUAUGUCUAAAUAUGGAUCUAGAGCUUUUGAGCACAUUUGGGAGAAGAGCAAUAAAGGCCAACAAAGCAAAAUAAUGAAUGAAUUAGUUCAGAAUGUUGGUCCACUCAUGGGCUCAGAUAUCGGACGAAUCAUUGGCAUUAAAUAUAAUGUGGAGUUAUAUAAAAGGAGUCCUACAGAUUGGGAACAACUCAGUCAGAAACAAUCAAAUAUUAAAAAAAUGUUUGAUGAUAUUAUUACUAAAUAAUGUAGUUCUGUUAAGUCUUCAGUAUGUAUAUUAUAAUUUUAUUACAGACUGA